CUGCACAUCAGGAACAUAUGGUUUGGGCUGCAGCUACACCUGCCACUGUACUACUAACUGCAAUGACGUCACAGGCUGUUCCGGCAAAUGUCAAAGAGGAUGGUCUGGACCCAAAUGCAAUAAGGAAAACAUAGCCCUCGAUAAAGUAACCAGUCAGAGUUCUUACUGGCAGACUCGGAUGAAAUCGUCACGUGCUGUAGAUGGGAGUCUCAAAACACAUUUUGAUGACAAUUCAUGUAUUCACACAGCAACUGGACGUCCAUUCACCUGGUGGCAGGUAGACCUGGGCAUUGAAUUCUACAUACACAAGUUAGCCAUUCAUUUAAGGACAGACUACAAAAGUCGCAGAAAAGGCGUUACGGUGUACAGCUCAGUUGCUGAAAACCAAACAAACACUGGUCACCUGUGUGGUUCAACAAAAUCAACCAGUCCAGAUGUGACGUGGAUGACAUGUGACGAUACAGCUAGAUACAUCACACUCUACCGAAAUGACCACAGCAACGGUGACACGGCGAUGAGCUUCUGUGAAGUCCAAGUAUUUGUUUGUGAUGCUGGCACAUUUGGUGAUGACUGUCGCCAGUUCUGUCACUGGCUGAAUGGACCAUGCAACUAUGAAAAUGGUGAAUGCACUGGAGGAUGUAAACAAAACUGGACUGGGACAACAUGCAGUGAUAGGACAGCAGACAAACAAGGCCUGUUUGGGGUCAUGACCUACUUCCCCGUGACCUUGACCUUGGUAUGA
Molecule: messenger RNA, 742 nt
Organism: Gigantopelta aegis
Lineage: Eukaryota; Metazoa; Mollusca; Gastropoda; Neomphalida; Peltospiridae
Exons: 5
Coding region: 179-742 (187 amino acids)
Molecular function (GO): growth factor activity
Source: RefSeq, a predicted model, not a curated record